CGUUUUGCCCAGUGGCUCGCUCUAUUUAAUAUAUUCCACUGUUUUUUAUUUGUUUGCGAUUUUUCGUUGUCGAACAUAAUACAUACAAUAAACAAAUAUGGGUGUUUUACCAGACAAAUAAUGGUUAGUUUAUCCAGAAGUUUCAAUACAAAUUCUGCGGGCGCGACGUUUUUCAGCGAAUCCGUUAAUAUGGAGGAACGUGAACAUUUACAGCCUAUCUUGGAUUCGUAUGGAGUUUUCAAGCCAAUAAAAACUAUUCCUAUUUUUAGUUUUCAUUUAAUGUUCACAUUCGUUUUGAACAUUAUAGCUAUAGUAUACUCUGUGUUACAUCCAGAUGAAAAAAGUAAAUGCAGAGAGUACUUUAUUAUCAUCUACAUUCAUAUUGCCUUAUGGUUUCUAACAAUUUUUCUGCAUUUUGUUGCAAAGCACUACCACCACCAAUUGAGAAUGAACGGUUAUCUAGAAUUUUAUAAGAAAACGGAAUGUUCCAUUAGCUUGCCAUUAUUGGUAGUUAGCCUAUGGAGCAUAAGCCUAAUGUUUGUACAGACAUUAAUGCAACACUACUACCCCGAUGACUUUGCUGAAAAGUGUUUGAAAAAUGAUGGCAUGUCGCCAAUCCAUUACCUCUGCGGACUGAUCACAGUGGAGUUCUUUGCCAUCGCUAGAAUUAAUAUUAAUUAUAUGGUGGAUGUAGCGCGCUUUAAUAAAGAAAAACCUCCACCAGACGUUCAGAGAAAUGACUGGGCAGCGGUCUCUUCUCCGGACACCCUCCAUCAAAACGAAGUGGGAUACAGAGAAUUGGGAGAUAAAGUGCAAGACUUAUUAGAGAAACAGGCCGAUUUGAUUAGAUAUCUGAAAGAACAUAACAAUAGGUUAUCUGAGAAAGUAAUGGUUCUAAGUGCUCAAUUGCAACAGGCUCGCGGUGCUAGGGCUUCAACUUAACUUGUAUAUUUAACUUGUAUAUUUAAGUUACCCAGCUAGAUGUGAUAGUUCUAGCAUUGAUAGUGAUGUGGUUCUUUGGUCACCAGAGUGAAUGUGGGUAAUAUUUCUAGUGCUGUGGUUUUUUAUGACAUUAAUAAAUUUUAUU
Molecule: messenger RNA, 1087 nt
Organism: Cylas formicarius (sweet potato weevil)
Lineage: Eukaryota; Metazoa; Arthropoda; Insecta; Coleoptera; Brentidae
Product: transmembrane protein 192
Exons: 5
Coding region: 121-942 (273 amino acids)
Cellular component (GO): lysosomal membrane; late endosome
Source: RefSeq, a predicted model, not a curated record